AUGUCGAGCGAAUCCAUCCCGCAAAAGAUGCGUGCGGCCACCAUCAAGGACUUCAAGAAGGGCUACGAGGUCAAGGACAUCGAUGUCCCCGCUGAUCUGGGUCCCAACGACGUUCUCGUCAAGAUCGCCGCCGCCGGCUACUGCCACACCGACUUGCAGGUCAUGGACGGUGUGUACGAGUCGCAAGGCGCCAAGCCCGGCCUGGUCGGCUCGCACGAGCCUGUCGGCACGGUAGUUAAAGCAGGCUCGGAUGCAGAAAAGUCGGGCAUCAAGGUCGGCGACCGUGUAGGCUCGAUCAACACCUACGGCUUCUGCGGCAAGUGCGAUUCGUGCAAGCAGGGCAAGCAGCUCUGCGACAAUAUGCCCGGCAUGCUCGGCCUCACCCUCAACGGAGGCUUCUCCCAGUACAUGAGAGCGGAUGCGCGUGUGGUUUCCAAGGUGCCCGAAAGCAUUCCUUUCGACCAGGCCGCGCCUCUGUUCUGCGCAGGUGCCACUGUGUAUGGAGCGCUUCUUGCUGUCAAGCCAGAGAAGGGCCAGUGGCUCGCCAUGGUCGGCAUCGGCGGUCUCGGUCAUCUCGGAGUGCAGUACGCCAAGGCGAUGGGCUGCAAGGUGAUCGCCAUCGACAAUCGCAAGGAAGGCCUCGAGCUCGCCAACAAGUGCGCCGACCACCUCAAGCCCGACAAGACGUUUUUGAUCGACACAGAAGAGGCCAAAAACAAGUGCAGCGAAGAGCUCUCGUCGAGCUUGUACGAUACCAACCCGGGCGUCGACCGCGUCGUGAUCAACUGCGAAGACCGCGGACUCAUCAAGUUUAGCCAGCAGUUCCUGCGCAAGGGUGGCCAGCUCGUCGAUGUCGGUCUUCCCGCCGACGGACCGUUCGAGCUCGACCCCUUCGCCAUGAACUUCAAGGAGCAGACCAUCCGCGGCCGCCUCAUCUGCACGCCCGAACAGUGUCAGGACAUGCUUGCGCUCCAUGCAGACAAUGGAUGCUCGACCUACAUUGAAAAGACGUACAGUGUCGAAGAUGCCAACAAGAUGGCCGAGCACUACAACUCGAAGCAGUUGCAGGGCCGACUCUGCAUGGUAUUUUGA
Messenger RNA from Moesziomyces antarcticus, 1092 nucleotides. Its product is annotated as alcohol dehydrogenase GroES-like domain-containing protein. The coding region runs from base 1 to 1092 and encodes 363 amino acids. Gene Ontology annotation, molecular function: oxidoreductase activity. The transcript has a single exon. Lineage: Eukaryota; Fungi; Basidiomycota; Ustilaginomycetes; Ustilaginales; Ustilaginaceae. The record is from RefSeq and is a predicted model, not a curated record.